Molecule: messenger RNA, 369 nt
Organism: Loa loa (African eye worm)
Lineage: Eukaryota; Metazoa; Nematoda; Chromadorea; Rhabditida; Onchocercidae
Exons: 3
Coding region: 1-369 (122 amino acids)
Source: RefSeq, a predicted model, not a curated record
AUGAACAGCGGUGUUGUCGGUGAUCUGUCAACUUCUGACAAUGACACAUGCAGCAGUGACGAUGAAGUUGACAACGAUGAAUAUUUUGCAAAUGCUAUUAUUGAAAUGGGCGUUGAAAUACAUUAUGAUGAGGAAUACAUUCCUAAGUCAUUUGCAAUUCAAAUCCGAAAUGCCAAAGACGCCAAACAAGCACUUAUUGCAUAUGCAAGAAAUGCUAGCAUUUUUAAGUGCGCUGAUUCAAAUGAUGACAAAGCUGUGACAAUACUAGAAGCAUACAAUUAUUUGUCUCGAUAUAUCAAUGUAAUCAAUAUUUUUCCACAAAGUGAGUUCUUUCGGUUCAAAAAACCAGGAAUGGAAGAGGAGGAAUAA